AUGAGGUGUAAUCACCCACUACACACCAUUCCAGAAUCUCUCAUAGAUCGAAGAACACAUCUAUGGCUAUCGCCAAAGUCAUACGUGAAGAACAGGCUGGAUGAAGUUAAAUCCAUGGAUAAUGAGAUUCAUGCUUCUGAUUCUAUCACUAGUUCAUUACGGAAGUUGUUCAUUGAUAAUGCAGAAGAAUCUUAUUCGUGUUCAUCAUUAGAAUCCGAUGAAUUGGAAGCUCUACCUUCUGGAACUUUCUGCGUGUGGAGGCCUAAGACGGAAAAUGGAUCAUCACCUAUUAUACGUGUGGAUUAG
This is a messenger RNA of Lactuca saligna, 306 nucleotides long. The record is from the annotation of a GenBank genome assembly. Lineage: Eukaryota; Viridiplantae; Streptophyta; Magnoliopsida; Asterales; Asteraceae.